Molecule: messenger RNA, 1231 nt
Organism: Suncus etruscus (white-toothed pygmy shrew)
Lineage: Eukaryota; Metazoa; Chordata; Mammalia; Eulipotyphla; Soricidae
Gene: WBP4
Product: WW domain binding protein 4
Exons: 10
Coding region: 98-1219 (373 amino acids)
Biological process (GO): mRNA splicing, via spliceosome
Cellular component (GO): precatalytic spliceosome; nucleus
Molecular function (GO): RNA binding; protein binding; zinc ion binding
Source: RefSeq, a predicted model, not a curated record
CGUUUGGCCUGGGCCUGGUGGCGGCUCGGGCUUUGACUGGAUGCGAGCCUAAAACCGGACCCGGAGGAGACGCGCUGAGCCAGAGGCGGGCCCAGUCAUGGCAGACUACUGGAAGUCACAACCAAAGAAAUUCUGUGAUUACUGCAAGUGCUGGAUAGCGGACAAUAGGCCUAGUGUUGAAUUUCAUGAAAGAGGAAAGAAUCAUAAGGAAAAUGUGGCAAAGAGGAUCAGUGAGAUUAAACAGAAAAGCCUGGAUAAGGCAAAGGAAGAAGAAAAGGCAUCAAAGGAGUUUGCUGCAAUGGAGGCGGCUGCCCUUAAAGCAUACCAAGAGGAUUUGAAAAGGCUUGGCUUAAAGUCAGACAUUUCAGAGGAAAUCAUACCACCAGUAGCCAGCACUGUACCACCUACCUCUUCAUCAGAUCAGCCAAAAGAAAAAAAGAAAAAGAAAAAAGAGCCUUCAAAAGAUCGAUGGGUAGAAGGCUUAACUUCUGAGGGUUACCGUUACUAUUAUGAUCUUAACACAGGAGUAACUCAGUGGGAGAAACCUGAAGAAUUUCAAGGAAGCUUGAAAAAGACAGCAUUGAAGACUGUUUGGGUUGAAGGAGAAAGUGAAGAUGGUCAUACCUAUUAUUAUAAUGCAGAAACAGGAGAAUCCAGAUGGGAAAAGCCUGAGGAUUUUAUUCCAUUGUCCGGUGGUUCGCCUUCUAGCAAGGUCAAUGAAAAGUCACUUGGCACCCCAGAAGAUUCCAAAUCAUCAGAUUCACAUAGUGAUUCCGAUGAGGAAAAGCAAGCAGAGAAAGGAGAUGUCUCAAUAGAAACACAAAAAACGAAAAUAAAGUUUACGAUAAAAAAGAAAAGUAAUGAUAAAGGAACUGAAUCCGAAAAACAAAAAGAUAAAAAAAGCCAGGAGCAGAAAUCAUCAGUUUCAAAAGAAGAAAAGCCCAAGGUUCCUAAAAAACCAACUCCAUAUGGAUACUGGCAAGAGAUUAAACAAGAAGUUGAGUCUCAGGAAGAAAUAGAUUUAGAACUUCCAACCACUGAAAAUGAUUAUGUGUCAUCUUUCGAAGUUGGUGCUGAUGAGGAACCCAGAGUAGUAUUUAAAGAGAAAACAGUCACUUCCCUUGGAGUCAUAGCAGAUGGAGUGGCCCCAGUCUUCAAAAAGAGAAGACUGGAAAAUGGGAAAUCUAGAAACUUAAGGCAACGAGGCGAUGAUCAAUAGUUGUCAGAGGAC